Molecule: messenger RNA, 324 nt
Organism: Oppiella nova
Lineage: Eukaryota; Metazoa; Arthropoda; Arachnida; Sarcoptiformes; Oppiidae
Source: the annotation of a GenBank genome assembly
AUGAGAUAUCACCGCAAAGUAUUGUCGCAUAAGAGGCGAGGAAUGGCCGCAAGAAGUAGUCAUACAAUGAAUGCACAGAAAGUCUAUCCGAAAGACAGUAUCGACCGCUUCGGCGAUGAUUUGUGUGAAGUGCUGUUGAGUUACCUAUCAUUUGAGGACCGAUUCCGAUGCGAAUGUCUGUCCAAACAGUGCCAGAGAGUGAUAUUCACCACACAAUCGGAGUUAUUAUUAACCCAUAAACUCUACGUUCAGCUCAAACUCUACUCAAAAUCUGCGGAUUUAACACAAUUUGAGUUAAUAUUGAAAAAACUCAAUACUCACUGA